This is a messenger RNA of Thlaspi arvense, 1497 nucleotides long. The record is from the annotation of a GenBank genome assembly. NCBI's taxonomy places the organism in Eukaryota, Viridiplantae, Streptophyta, Magnoliopsida, Brassicales, Brassicaceae.
AUGGCUGCGAAUUACAACGAAAAGCUUCUUCUCAACUACGUUCCCAUCUACGUUAUGCUUCCGUUGGGAGUGGUGAAUGUGGAAAACGUAUUCGCGGACCCAGAAACGCUUGAAACGCAGAUCAAGCGUCUCAAAGAAGAAGCUGGUAUCGACGGCGUUAUGAUUGAUGUUUGGUGGGGAAUCAUUGAAUCCAAAGGCCCCAAACAAUACGACUGGACCGCUUACAAAUCGCUAUUCCAGCUAAUCGCGCGUUUAGGACUCAAGAUCCAAGCGAUCAUGUCGUUUCACCAAUGCGGCGGAAACGUCGGAGACGUCGUCACAAUCCCGAUCCCGAAAUGGGUUCGUGACGUCGGCGACAGCGAUCCCGACAUCUACUACACUAACCGUAAAGGAACAAGAGACAUCGAGUAUCUCUCAAUCGGCGUCGAUAAUCUUCCUCUCUUCGCUGGAAGAACAGCUGUUCAGAUGUACAGCGAUUACAUGAGUAGCUUCAAAGAAAACAUGGCGGAUUUGCUGGAAUCCGGCGCGAUUGUUGACAUCGAAGUCGGACUUGGUCCCGCCGGCGAGCUUCGUUACCCUGCUUACCCACAAAGCCAAGGUUGGGUGUUUCCGGGGAUCGGAGAAUUUCAGUGUUAUGACAAGUACCUGAAGAAAGAUUUCAAGGAAGCGGCGGCGAAAGCAGGCCAUCCGGAGUGGGAUUUGCCGGACGACGCCGGAGAGUACAACGACAAGCCGGAGGAAACUGGGUUUUUCAAGACAAAUGGGACUUAUGUCUCGGAGAAGGGGAAGUUUUUCUUGACAUGGUACUCGAACAAACUCAUCUUUCAUGGAGAUCAGAUCUUAGGAGAAGCCAACAAGAUCUUCGCUGGACUUAAAGUUAACUUGGCUGCCAAGGUUUCGGGGAUUCACUGGCUGUACAACCACCACAGCCACGCGGCGGAGCUGACUGCCGGAUAUUACAACCUUUACGAGAGAGAUGGUUACCGUCCCAUAGCUAGGAUGCUCUCAAAACACUACGGCAUUCUCAACUUCACUUGCCUUGAGAUGAAAGAUACCGACAAUAUCGCUGAAGCCCUAAGUGCUCCUCAAGAACUUGUUCAAAUUGUGUUGAGCAAAGCCUGGAAAGAAGGCAUAGAAGUCGCUGGUGAGAACGCAUUAGAGACCUAUGGAGCCAAAGGUUACAACCAGAUUCUUCUUAACGCGAGGCCUAACGGUGUUAACCCGAACGGUAAACCGAAGCUGAGAAUGUACGGUUUCACGUACCUAAGGUUAUCUGAUACGGUCUUUCAAGAAAACAACUUUGAGCUGUUCAAGAAGUUGGUGAGGAAGAUGCACGCUGAUCAAGAUUACUGUGGAGACGCGGAGAAGUAUGGACAUGAGAUUCUGCCGCUGAAAACGCAGAAUUCGCAGCUGACGGUGGAGGAUAUCGCCGACGCGGCUCAGCCAAGCGGAGCAUUCAAGUGGGACUCUGAAACCGACAUGAAGGUUGAUGGUUGA